ACCGUGCCAGAGCCGGGAGCAGCCGGCGGGAGCGGGACACCGGGACAACACCGGGACAACACCGGGAACGACACCGGGACAACACCGGGACAACACCGGGACAACACCAGGAACGACACCAGGAACGACACCGGGACACCGGGAACAACACCGGAACGGCACCAGGACGCCGGGAACGACACUGGGAACAACACCGGGACGACACCGGGACGACACCGGGACGACACCGGGACACCGGGACUGAGACCAGGAAACUGGGACCGACACCGAGAGCGGGACACUGAGACCGGGACACCGGGACACUGAGACUGGGACACUGACACUGGGACACCGGGACACCGGGACAUCAGGACACCGGGACUGAGCCUGGGACAUCAGGACUGAGACCAGGACUGACAGUAGGACACCAGGACCAACACCGGGACCAACAACGCAACCAGCACCGGGACCAACACCAGGACAUCAGGACUGACACCAGAAGUGACACCAGGACACCAGAGUGACACCAGGAGUGACACCGGGACCAGCACCAGGACCAACACCAGGAGUGACACCGGGACCAACACCGGGACCAACACCAGGACCAACACCAGGAGUGACACCAGGAGUGACACCAGGAGUGACACCGGGACCAGCACCAGGACCAGCACCAGGACACCAGGACCAACACCAGGACCCACACCAGGAGUGACACCAGGAGUGACACCGGGACCGACACGUGGACGAGGACACCGGGACUGACCCCACCAGGAUGCGGGUGGCCCCGGUGACCCUGGUGGCCCUGACCUGGGUGACCCUGGUGGGUGCUGGGACACCGGUGACGGGACGGGUGUCCCGGCUGGUGACCGAUUUUGGGCUACGGCUGUACCGGGAGGCGGUGGGACGCCGAGGGGACACCAACGCCAUCUUCUCACCCUACGGGGCCACCGCGGUCCUGGUGGCCCUGCAGCUGGCCACCACCGGGCACAGCCGUCACCAGCUUGAGGUGGCCAUGGGCUUCAGCAUCAACGACCCAGGGGUGGCGGCGGAGCUGCGGGUGCUGCGUCGGGCGCUGAGGGGACCCGGCCCCACCCUGGCCAUGGCCGAGGGGCUUUUCGUGGGGCGGGGGUUGACCUUGACCCCCGGCUUCGUCACCCAUUUCGUCCGCACCCUGGGGCCCCGGCGCCUGGCCAGGGUGGACUUCCAACGGGGGGAGGGUGCCCGCGCCCUCCUCGACACGUGGGUGCAGGAGCAGACGCAGGGGCUGGUCCGGGGGCUCCUGCCGCCGGGUGCGGUGGGUGCUGGCACCCGGUUGGUGCUGGCCGGCGCCCUCUGCUUCAAGGGUGCCUGGGGGACGCCCUUCCCCCCCGCCGCCACCCGGCCCCGGCCCUUCCACCGCGCCGAUGGCAGCGCCGUCACCGUCCCCAUGAUGGAGCGGACGGCCAAGUUCAACUACGGGGACUUCGAGACACCGGGGGGGGUUCCCUACGGGGUGGUGGCGGUGCCGUACGCGGGGGGGGCCAUGGCCAUGCUGCUGGCGGCCCCCACCCAGCGGGACGUCCCCAUCGCCACCCUCACCCGUCACCUGGACGCGCAACUCGUCACCUCCUGGGUCACCAACAUCAGCCCCGUGCCCCGCGUCCUCGUCCUGCCCCGCUUCUCCCUGGAGACCUCGUGGGACCUGCGGGCGCCCCUGAAGUCCUUGGGGGUCCGCGCCCCCUUUGACCCCGCCGCCGCCGACUUCACCCCGCUCUCAGCCGAGGAACCCCUCGUCCUGGGUCAAGCCCUGUAA
Molecule: messenger RNA, 1771 nt
Organism: Grus americana (Whooping crane)
Lineage: Eukaryota; Metazoa; Chordata; Aves; Gruiformes; Gruidae
Gene: SERPINE1
Product: serpin family E member 1
Exons: 8
Coding region: 752-1771 (339 amino acids)
Biological process (GO): negative regulation of endopeptidase activity; negative regulation of vascular wound healing; negative regulation of plasminogen activation
Molecular function (GO): serine-type endopeptidase inhibitor activity
Source: RefSeq, a predicted model, not a curated record